Labrus mixtus (cuckoo wrasse) is the source of this 4866-nucleotide messenger RNA. RefSeq names its product transcription factor 3a (gene tcf3a). Gene Ontology annotation, biological process: regulation of transcription by RNA polymerase II. The transcript has 20 exons. Gene Ontology annotation, molecular function: DNA-binding transcription factor activity, RNA polymerase II-specific; protein dimerization activity; RNA polymerase II cis-regulatory region sequence-specific DNA binding. Gene Ontology annotation, cellular component: transcription regulator complex. The record is from RefSeq and is a predicted model, not a curated record. The coding region runs from base 472 to 2346 and encodes 624 amino acids. Lineage: Eukaryota; Metazoa; Chordata; Actinopteri; Labriformes; Labridae.
UCAAAAUAAAGGCUGUUUAAAACCCGCCUCAUUCGGUUUCCUUCCUUUAUGUUGACGUUGAACACCGUCUGAUGUUUCAGCGUCCAUGUCCUCCCGUUGGCAGUCCCGCGGAGUGAUACUCCUUUGGAACCGACAAUGUUGAGGCUCUUAAAAUGUCUACUUGGAAAAUGAAAUGGUUACAAUUUCUUUAACAAUACGGAAACGGUUAACAAAGGAGUUAUGGUUUGUGUUAGAGACGUGUUUUUAGUUUCGUGAUAAAAGACGACAACAAGGCGAGGUGGCGGAGGAGUGCUUCGUAUUGCCUUUCCUCUUUUUCAUCAAGCCCUCAGUCCGGACCACGGGGGGAAGGAUCCUAUCCCUAACUUUGUUUUUCUCUCUACUCCAGCCGUUCAUUUUCCCCCAGUUGGAUGCUACAGACUUGAAUUCAGCCAAUUGCUGAGACUGAAAGACCCAAGUGAACAGCAGCAGAGAAUGGCUGCAGUGGAAUCAGACAAGGAGCUCAACGACUUGCUGGAUUUUAGCGCGAUGUUUGAGCUUCCAGUUUCAAAUGGCAAGAACCGACCAACUACUCUUGCCAGCAGUCAGUUUGGAGGUUCAGGAAUGGAUGAGAGGAGUGGGUCCAGUCCCUGGGUGCAAGGACAACAGAACAAUCCGUCAUUCAACCAGGGAAGGGGUUAUGGAGAAGAAGGCCUUUAUGGUGAGCAAGAGGGCAUUGCCUCUGCCCCUAUAUUUGGAUCAGGGAUUGUUGGAAAAGCUGAGCGAGGACCAUACUCGUCAUUUCCAGCACAGCCGGGCUUUAUGCCUAGUGAGAUACCCAUGGCAAGUCCCAAUGCCCUCUCCCCGCCUGGCCUGAAGUCUAACUCCCAGUUUUAUUCCACUCAUGAUGGAAACAACCCUCGUCGGAGACCGGCACAGGAACCUAUUGAAUCGCAGCCAAAAAAGAUCAGGAAGGUGCCCCCUGGCCUGCCUUCCUCGGUUUAUGCACCGGCUUCAGGAGAGGAUUUCAACAGGGACAAUGCUGGCUACCCGGCCUCCAAGGCAGGAAACGUCUACCCACCACCAUUCUACAUGCAAGAAGGCCACCACCCGCCCUCUGAUCCGUGGGGCUCUGCCCGGUCGAUGGUUCAGCCCGGGUAUUCUGCCAUGCUGGGCAACCCCCCCCAUCUGAGCCAGCAUGGCCCUUUCACUGCCAUUAACCCCCAAGACAGACUGAAACGACAGCCACUGCCCCUCUCACCCCAAAACUACCCCCUGCAUGGCAGUGAGGUGAACGGGGCUCAUCCCGCUGGCUUCCACUCCAGCUCCAGCAGCUUCGUAGUCCCCAGCCACACACCCCCUAUUGCCGGCACUGACACUUUGGCCAAUCGAGGAACAGUGCCUGGAAGUUCAGGUGAUGAGAUCGGAAAAGCCCUGGCAUCUAUCUAUCCUUCAGACAGUUCUGCCUUCCCUCCAUCUCCAUCGACGCCCUCUGGCUCUCCCCAGGCUGUGUCAGGCUCUGCAUCGCAGUGGACUCGGUCUUCGGGUCAGGUCACACCUUCACCCAACUUUGAGGAGGGAAUUCAGUCCAUGCCGAGUAAAAUGGAAGACCGUCUGGACGAAGCUAUCAAUGUUCUUCAGCGUCACGCCAGUGGACAGGGCGGGACUGGCCUGGCUGAAAUGCACAGUCUGCUCUCAUCUAGCUUAGGGUUACCUGCAGCCUUCACCAGCGCAGCCCUGGGAAUGGCCAGUCGCCUGCCUGGACUGCUGUCCAGUCACCAUGAGGACUCUGUUGGUCUGCCCUCUAGUGGAGGUCUUAUGCAAGGGCACCACGGCCCUGCAUCUGUUCAGCAUGGCUCUCAGCCUGAUGGUUUUGCUGGCCUGAUAGCAAGUAUUCAACGUUCCAUUGGUUCUGAUUUGAAACGAGAGGAGAAGGAGGAUGAUGAAAACUGCUCCCUCACUGACAAGUCUGAUGAUGAAAGGAAAGACAUCAAGGGCCACCUCGGAACAAGCAUCGUCACGGUGACUGAUGAGAACCUCACUGCCGAGGAGAAGGAGCAGAGGGAGCGAGGGCGCCGCCAAGCCAACAAUGCUAGAGAAAGGGUGCGUGUGCGAGACAUUAACGAAGCCUUCAGAGAGCUGGGCAGGAUGUGUCAGGUCCACCUGCAGAGCGACAAGGCCCAGACCAAGCUGAUCAUCCUGCAGCAGGCUGUCCAGGUCAUACUGGGCCUGGAGAAGCAGGUGCGAGAGCGUAAUUUGAACCCAAAGGCUGCCUGCCUCAAGAGGAGAGAGGAGGAAAAAGUUUCAGGUGUGGACCCCCAGAUGCAGCUUGGUGGGGGUCACCCUGGUCUUGGAGAUGGACAUAUGUAAUUCUCAGUUCCUGUUGAUUGUACAGCCCCAAGAACACGUGGCCUUAAUCUUGAAUUGUCAUACAUCUCAGUGUGUGUUAAUCAACUUUUGGAAAGCACACACGCCCACACACCUCAUUACUUACAAGGCAGUUGGCCACAUUCCUAACGAUGACAAAAGAAACAAGCACAGUCUUCUUGAAAGAGGAAAACAUUUACUGAUCUUGACAAAACUAUGAAUUGAGGACAUUGGUUUGGAGAGCAUGAAAAUUGGACAUAAGGACAUUCUUCUGAGCGUGUUUUUUAAGACAUUUUGAAGAAUUGCUUUACCUGUUGGGAGCAAAACUUGUUUGGAUCAAAUAAAACUUUUGGAUCAAUUGCUCACAUGAGCAGAGUUAGGAUUUUUUAUCAUAGGAUAAUUAUUGGCAUUCCCAUCUGAAAAGGAGGUCUUACAUUCUUUACAAGCAAGGAGGCACACAUGGGUUUAUAUCUAAUGAUAGAACAAAACAAAUAGUGUUUGGUUAUAAAUAGCCAACUUUAUUAUCGUCUCAUUUGAUGACUGAUUUAAAUUGGAGACAUCCAGCCACUGAAGGCCCAUUAGAGAGAGUCUUCUCUCUUUGAUAUGAUAUGGUAACUCUGGCUGUGGUGAAAAUUUCUUGUUUUGGCUGUAAAGGUGCCACAGUGACAGACUCGCAUUUCACAGUUAUGUUAGAUUUUUUUUAUUUUUUGGAUCCCUGAGUCUUAUCUCUGAGUCCUGUACAUCUGUUCUUUUUUGUGGCCAUGCAAGUGGAAUGAAAGAAUGGUGGAGAGAGACCAACCACCGAUGCAAAGACUCAAUACCUUCCCUCUGUGAGGCUGCCGUUGGACUUGUGCGGAAACAGGUGGCAUCCUCACUGUUCAGCCAUGUGGUCAGUUUGAACCCUCCGACCCAAUACAGCUAGUGUCACAUCAGCCUGUGCCUGUUGAAUCACACCCAAAGACACUGUUACGUUGUUGUGAACUCACUCGACUCACCACAAUCUUUGUUGUGGUGGAUGACAUUUUGCUAAGACAGAAAUAAUUAAGUAUUGAAAGGGAUCAUGAGUGUUACUGCUACCUGCUGAAGAAUUGACUCAAUCGCCAUCGACUGACUCGUGGUUUUUUGCUCUAUGUUUGGCAGUGCUUUGUGUUUUUUUCCCCCCCUUUUGAACAAUUGCAAACCCGUAUAAGAAUUAUAAGAAUCUUCCUUUUGUAGAAUUGAUUUAUCUUUAUUUUGUGUGUGUUUUUUUUUACUUUGUAAGAUAGUUGAAUGAGUUUUGUUUUUCUCAUUUUGAAUGCUUUUUGUGUUUACGUUGUUUUAUUGUAACAAGUCUCAAUUUAGAUUUCAGGAACAAAGUGAGUUUUUUUUUUCCUUUUGUGCCAGGUGCUUAGAAAUGUUAGCAAUGACAAAAUGAACAUCUGGCUGUAACAUCACCUGUUUUGAUAUUGCUCAUUUGUUGUUUUUAAAUGCCUGUUUCAACACAAAACUGUCAGGCCAGUUGUAAUUAGAUUCUUCUUCUGUUGGAGAAAGUUUUCUCCUAAAGUUAAUGUUUUUCUAAAGCACGCCCCAUCUCCUCGCCCUGAUGUCGAGCUUACUGAUGAGCUUGUUGAUUAGUUUGAGGAAAGGGAAAAAGGGGACGUGUUCAACCUGCAACAGAAGUCACUGUUUUGUUUUGAACCGAAGCAUAAGAAGAAUCAAAAAGGGGGGCCUUGGCCAUUUUACUGACUUUGGGAGUUUUGAUAAUGGUUACUCACCAGUGCCUGAAUAGUUCUCUGCUACGUGUUGGAUAAUGUUGCAUUCAAGGACUUUUGGGUUGUACCCUUUUUUUAAAUACAGAUGUAUAAAACCAUAUAUACUUAAGUGACAUCCGACUCAGAACAUCUAUAUGAAGGGUGACACUCGUUGAGGCUGGUUUUUCGGAGUCUGUGUCAUUAAAUGUAAGGUGACUUAUAACCUGAUGUACAAUUUUUGAGAGGCAAACUCACUUAAAAUUUCUCAUCUUUGAUGAACUGAUUUGUUAAAUUUGUUUUUGUCCUUGACUGGUAUGUGCAUUAAAGAAGUAUGCACAGCUGUAAAAUGAGUCUUCAUCAGCUUUAUCUUUGUAAGCUGGUGUUGAUAUGUAAUAGUGUUUGGUUUACCUCUACAUUUUGUCACAAAUGUUGCCCUAUGAACUGGCCCUUAACAUUAUUUUCUUUUUAAACUACGUCAGAUUUUCAGCAAGGAAUAAUGUAGCGUGAUAUGGAAAGUGGCCACUAAAAACUUGUAUUUUUUAUUUCUUUUAUUGAAAGAAGUGUCUGCAGUAUCAAAGUAUCAACAUGCACUUGAUGUUCUUUGUUAACAGACUCUUCCUGUCCUCAACAACAGAUGACCUGCUUCAAAACUUUGUCUUCACUCAUGUUUGAGGACAGCAUCUAUGUAGGCUAUGUCCUCAAAGUGCCUCCAGUUUCCUAUUUUUUAUAUAUAAAGUAGAUAUUGAGAACUGUUGUGUAUAUAACAGUAAUGUAGCAAUAAAUGUGCCAUUUU